CAACCCGUGCACUUCACACAGACAUCUAAGGGGCACUAACACGGAGAAUACCAACCUACGCAAGAAUAGUAGGCAACUACAUAUGCAUAGUGAAAAUACAGCAGAAUGACAUUCUAUCAAUUCUUUACUUAGUAAACUAUACUGUUCAGUUUUAUUCAGCAUUUGAGGGAAAAGUUGGCAAAGAGAGAGCUACGUUUGGUGUUAAUACACUCUGAAUGCCUUCAUGAACCGUUUCUACUUUUCAAAAAAGUAAAACAGGGCCAAAGCCAUGCUACAGAUAAAGUAAGUUUAAUUUUACAAUUUAAUUACAAUUUAUGAUUACCAGUUUAAUUAAACAAAUGCGUUGAAGUUAUGGCUGCGCUAAGGCGUAAAUUUGGAGAAGACUAUCAAGUGGUGAACACUAACAGAGGCGCGACUUUCUCCAGCGCGCCGGUGAAGAAGAAACGCCAGCGCUUUGUGGAGAAGAACGGACGCUGCAACGUCCAGCACGGGAAUCUCGGAGGAGAGACCAGUCGUUAUUUAUCGGACCUGUUUACUACGCUGGUGGACUUGAAGUGGCGCUGGAACCUUCUUAUUUUCAUCCUCACAUACACCAUCGCCUGGCUGGUCAUGGCCUCGAUGUGGUGGAUCAUUGCAUAUAUAAGAGGGGACAUAAAUCACGACCACGACGCUUCCUACACUCCUUGCGUCGCCAAUGUUUACAACUUCCCAUCAGCUUUCCUCUUUUUCAUUGAAACCGAGGCGACAAUUGGUUAUGGGUACCGCUAUAUAACUGAGAAGUGCCCUGAGGGCAUUAUUCUCUUCCUGUUCCAGUCUCUGCUGGGCUCUAUAGUGGACGCGUUCCUCAUCGGCUGUAUGUUCAUUAAGAUGUCGCAGCCGAAGAAGCGCGCAGAGACGCUAAUGUUCAGUCAGGACGCGGUGAUCUCACAGCGCGACGGAAAACUCUGCUUAAUGUUCCGCGUGGGCAAUCUGAGGAACAGCCAUAUGGUGUCCGCGCAAAUCAGGUGUAAACUCAUAAAGUCUCGUCAGACCCCGGAGGGUGAGUUCCUGCCAUUGGAUCAGUGUGAACUGGACGUGGGGUUUGGAACUGGUGCUGACCAGCUCUUCCUGGUCUCUCCUCUCACCAUCUGCCAUGAGAUCAAUCCCAAGAGCCCAUUCUUUGACCUGUCCCAGCGCUCACUCAAGAACGAGCAGUUUGAGAUUGUCGUCAUCUUGGAGGGCAUUGUGGAGACAACAGGUAUGACAUGUCAGGCACGUACUUCAUAUACAGAAGAUGAAGUGUUGUGGGGUCACCGUUUCCUGCCUGUCAUGUCUCUGGAAGAGGGUUUUUUUCGGGUGGACUACUCACAGUUCCACAGCAACUUUGAGGUCCCCACACCACCCUACAGCGUGAAAGAAUAUGAGGAGAAAUCUUCGCUUUCCUCUGUCCUGCUUACUCCGUACCGUGAGCGAGUGUUCUCCGUAGACUGCCUGGAAGCAGGUGAUGAAGUGGCCGGUCCAGGAAGUGGUAGUGCUUAUUGCAAACUUCCCAAUAAACUUCAGAAAAUGAGCUCAUAUGGCAGGGAGGAUCUACAGAGGAAGGUGUUGCGUCUGAGCUCCCAGCCAUCAGAAAAAGCUUCGAGCACAGGGGACCUUCCUCUCAAACUGCAGCGCCUUGGAUCCAGUCCUGACCAGGGUGACGGAGAGGCACAAUUCCACCUCAAAGCCAUCAAGGUGGGAUUCCAGACCAUGGCCAUGUCCACUGGAGAUCUCCACCAGAGGAGUCUGCCCCCCACCCCUGCAGCCAUCCCCACACACACCCACGCCCCUUCACACACAAAUAUGUCCUCCAGUGGAGGCCGGCCAGAAGACAACCUUCCUGCUAAAUUACGGAGGAUGAAUGCAGAUCGUUAACAUGAAAGUGCAUUUAGAAAUUCCUCCUAAUCUGAGACCAGUUAUAAAUGUUUAUUGACCAUGAUCAAGAUUUAGGUUAGGAGCAAAAAAUGUUUUGUUAUGAACUGAAAGAGGACUUUUGGUAAGAAGCUUUCCUGACUGCAUAAUAAGUGAAUGAUUGCAUUGGAAAGACAACUUGCAGGAGGUAGAACUGUUAGAAAGCAUGAGAGAAGGAAUUUAUAUCAGCUGAUUUAUCUGAUUUUGUUUCUUCAAAAAAGCACAAAUCUCUAACUCGAAUACUUUGAUUUUAAUUAUUUAGCUGUUUACUGGUGGCAAUAGUCACCUAGUGUGUCUCAUUCACACACUUAGUAAUGUCACAAAUACACACAACGAUUAUAAUAAGUGCAUGCGUACAAGUUGGGUAAGCCCUCUGUUAUUUCUAGUUAAAAUUAAUAAAUUCUAUUUCUGA
Molecule: messenger RNA, 2341 nt
Organism: Xyrauchen texanus (razorback sucker)
Lineage: Eukaryota; Metazoa; Chordata; Actinopteri; Cypriniformes; Catostomidae
Product: G protein-activated inward rectifier potassium channel 1-like
Exons: 3
Coding region: 352-1893 (513 amino acids)
Biological process (GO): regulation of monoatomic ion transmembrane transport; potassium ion import across plasma membrane
Cellular component (GO): plasma membrane
Molecular function (GO): G-protein activated inward rectifier potassium channel activity
Source: RefSeq, a predicted model, not a curated record